GCGGAGGGUGGGGCUGGGCGCGGGGUGACUGCGGCGGCCAUGUCGCUGCAAGAAGAUCCGGUGCAGCGCGAGAUCCACCAGGACUGGGCCAACCGCGAGUACAUCGAAGUGAUCACCAGCUCCAUCAAGAAGAUCGCGGAUUUCCUCAACUCCUUCGACAUGUCCUGCCGCUCCCGGCUCGCCACCCUUAACGAGAAGCUGACCGCGCUGGAGCGACGGAUCGAGUACAUCGAGGCCAGGGUAACAAAGGGCGAAACUCUGACCUAACUGCAGAAGGCUGGUAGGGAGCUGACCUGGAGAAGAUUGUACGGCUGUGCCAGAGUUGACUGUCAGGCAUCUGAUUUCUUCAUUACUUCUUAUUGGUGACAGGACUUCAGCUUGUUUCUGCAAUGCAAUAUCCCUGCCUUCAGUGCAUGGCUCCAGGGUGACUCCAGAGGAAAUUGAUAAAAUGCAAAUGAGCAUGUUGAAUUCAGUGAUUUUGUGCAGACAGAUUCAUGCAGCUGUCAAAUACUCCUGUACCCCUUAAUCUCUCUCUCAUUCCCAGCUGUGCAUGUAGAACGCCUACAUUUUGCAGCUGCAGAAUCUCUCUGGCCAAAGGUCGCUUUGUGGGAAGAAAACUUCUCUUGGGAGCUGACUGGCUGAGGAAGUGGGUGUCCAUGCUGUUGGCGGGCCACUCCUCUGGUGGUUUCAGUUCCUUUAGCAAACACUGCAACUUAUAUCUCUUAGCAAAAAUGUCAAAUAUAUCCAUCCUUCCAGUCUGCAAGCAGAGCAGUAGAUGUGCAGUGUGUGGUUGGCGGGGGGAGGCAGGGGAAUAGGUAAUGUGCCAAGAUAAACUCUCUGGGCAGGGUGGGUUUCAGAGCUUUCUGUGUCUUUUGUAUUCUGUAGUGUCACAUGGGGGGUGUCUUUCAUUUGUGUUUCAACAAUAAACUGCCUCUGCUGAUGGGGUCUGAGCUGA
Molecule: messenger RNA, 955 nt
Organism: Emys orbicularis (European pond turtle)
Lineage: Eukaryota; Metazoa; Chordata; Testudines; Emydidae
Product: probable protein BRICK1
Exons: 3
Coding region: 40-267 (75 amino acids)
Biological process (GO): cell motility; regulation of actin polymerization or depolymerization; actin filament organization
Cellular component (GO): SCAR complex
Molecular function (GO): protein-containing complex binding
Source: RefSeq, a predicted model, not a curated record